Messenger RNA from Linum tenue, 4418 nucleotides. NCBI's taxonomy places the organism in Eukaryota, Viridiplantae, Streptophyta, Magnoliopsida, Malpighiales, Linaceae. The record is from the annotation of a GenBank genome assembly.
CCCCUCCCCCUCCAGUUUCCCCGCAUGAACUGAGCUUGCGGCUCGUUCAGCAUUUCAUUGCUCCUGUUUGUUUGAUUUCCUUAGCCUCUAACUUGAAUUGAUGAAUACGGAUACCGUAUUAAUGGCCGCAUAUGCGGCCGUGUCGCCAUUUCAUUUCUUCUUUCUCCUGGAGCUUCGGAACAACACUUCGCUGUGUGUGGGGGAAGCUCAGUGCUGUGGCAUGUGGAACUCGAGGUCGGUUUAAUUGGGAAGUGCGGUUCAUAGAAGACAGGAGUUGGAGAAAUGGAAUUGAAGAGGAAAUCGCCAGAGCAGCUUGAAGCUCUCCGGAAGUUAUUUGCCGAGGAGAAGUAUCCUACCAAUGAUGCUAUUGAAGAGCUUGCCGAAUCCCUUGACCUUACAGUUGCCCAGGUCCGGGGAUGGUUUGUUGAGAAAAGAAGGAGGGAGAAAAGUAAGAAACCACUAGCUGUAACUCCUAUUCAGAGCAAGAAGCUCCCUACCGGCAAAGGAAGAAAGGUAUUCAGAGAGGAGGGAUCGUUGAGUCAUGACAGGACUAAAUCCAGCAGUAGUUUGUCUUCGGAAGUGGAGGACGGGAUUAUUGAGAGGUCAUCGAAACUGACUCGUGUACAGCAGUUGCACUCUUCGGAAUAUAUUAUCAGCAAGGUUUUCCGUAAAGAUGGGCCUGCCUUAGGUGUGGAAUUCGACUCUGUUCCUUCCAGGGGAUUCCAUACUAUUAAAGAAUCCAUAAACUAUCUUUCUGCUUCCGAAGACAAUGAAGCAACAGUCAAGAAGAGAAAGCAUGUUGAUGAUUGUACAUUGAGUGAACUUGUGAAGAAACGUGGUGUGGGCAAAGGCUUAAUGAGAAAGAAUGCCAAGGAUUAUAAAGUAGGAGUGCCCACUAUGAAACAUGGAAUGGGCAAAGGCUUGAUGAGAAAGGAAUGUACUGCGAGUUCACCGAUGAAGAAAUAUGGUAUGGGCAAAGGCUUAAUGACAGCAUUGCAGCCCAUAAAUCGAGAUGGCAUAGACGUUCCAACUGAUAGACGGAUAUCUAAUACACCUGAACUAACAAUUAUUGAAUCAUGCAAACUUCGACGAAAGAAGAGGAAACGGAAACCCACAACUGUAAUGCAGGUAAAGGUUGGAGAAACGUCGAAGGAGAAGCGGAAGGCUUCUUUCGGGAGAAAAGAGGUGGGUUCUAAAGGAGAAGAGAAUGAGAAGCAACUCUUCAGGGAGACAUGUGAACUUGCACUGGAUGGAAGGACAUCACAAGAACUUCUUAAUCAAUUUGCACUUUUGAUGGAUGACGAAGAGGUGGAGAUACGAGAGUUACAAGCAGGACCAAAUCCACUGACAUGUUCUGAACAUUGUGCUGCCAAUGGAUUGCAUAGUUGUUCUCUGUGCAAAGAUUUGCUGCCUAAGUUUCCUCCGGUUUCUGUACAUAUGAAGCAGCCAUUUGCUGUGCAGCCUUGGGAGCGUUCUUCAGAGACUGUCAAGAAACUUUUCAAGGUUUUGCAUUUCCUUUAUACAUAUUCUGUUACAAUUGACAUAUGCUCCUUCACGUUGGAUGCUUUUGCUCAAGCAUUUCAUGACAAGGAUUCCUUGUUGCUUGGCAAGAUUCAUGUAGCUCUUCUGAAGCUUCUUUUGUCGGAUGUUGAACGAGAGAUCAGCAAUUGUUUUCUGCCUCAUUUAAGCAUAUCUUGCAAGUUUCUGGCAUUACUUAAUUCGGUUGAAGAUCAGGAGUUUGUUUUAGAUUUCUGGAAAAGAUCAUUAAAUCCUCUAACUUGGACCGAAAUACUGAGGCAAGUUCUUGUAUCAGCUGGAUUUGGCUCAAAGCAAGGUGCAUUCCGGAGACAAACCCUUAGCAAGGAAAUGAGACUUAUGUUGAAGUAUGGCCUUACUCCUGGAACUUUGAAGGGUGAACUGUUCAGAAUCCUAUUUGAGAAAGGGAAAAACGGACUAAAAGUUUCCGAGCUGGCUAAGUCUGCACAGGUUGUCGAACUAAAUCCUGCCAGCACAAAUGAAGCACUGGAGCUAUUGAUAAGCUCAACUCUUUCAAGCGACAUUACUUUAUUUGAAAAGGUAUCACUUGCUGCUUACCGUUUACGUGUAAGUACCCUCUUAAAGGAAGAAGAGAGCUGCGAUUCUGACAGAGAAGACUCGGGAAGCAUUCAUGAUGACUUUGAUGUUGCUGCUGGCACGUGUAGCAGCAGUGACUCUGAGUGUGACUCAGAAAGUUUGACUCAGGCAAAGCUUCGGCACCUUAAGUGUUGUAAAAGUAAAAGUAACAAGCUGACAGUACAUAAUGAAAUUGACGAGAGCCAUCCUGGGGAGGCGUGGCUUCAAGGACUAAUGGAUGGCGAGUAUUCUGAUUUGAGCAUUGACGAAAAGCUGGAUGUCUUGGUAGCUUUAAUUGAUCUAGUCAGUGCAGGAUCCAGCAUUAGAAUGGAGGAUCCCGUGAGACCUGCUCCUAACUUGCAACAUUAUGGUUCUGGAGCAAAAAUAAAGAGAUCGUCAUUACACAGGCCUUCCUGGGUUCAUGGGAAACAGAUUUUUGGCCCAUGUUCAUCGUCCAAGUCUCAACCUGUUGAUUCAUCUGUCUCAAUCUUUAAUUUUAGCAUAGAGGAUAUAUCGUCUUGCGUGGGGAAAGAUGGAAAGGAGACUGAAUCUGUAGCUGAUCUGCAUCCUAUGCAGUCUGUAUUCUUGGGUGCCGAUCGUCGGUAUAAUCAAUAUUGGCUUUUCUUGGGCCCUUGUGAUUUUCUUGAUCCUGGUCAUAAGAGGGUCUAUUUCGAGUCUUCUGAAGAUGGCCACUGGAAAGUGAUUGAUACUGCAGAGGGUUUACGUUCCUUAUUAGCCGUCUUAGACGAUAGGGGGAGGAGGGAAGCUCAACUUAUUGAGUCAUUGGAGAAACGGGAAACAUUUCUAUGCAACGAAAUGUCGAAUGUGAGAAACCUUGCUGCUAGCUGUCACUCAUCACAAUCAAAGGAGUUCGAGUCAACUGUCAGGGAAGACAGUUCUUCACCAAUUUCUGGUCUAGAGGAGACAACCAACGACUCAUUGCCUCCAUGCAGCGCAAUAGUGCUUGCCGCAGAGAAAAAUCUGGAAGAAGAAAACCCUAGACGAAAUUGUCUACAGUUAUUUGAUUCAUGGAUAUGGGAUCAUUUUUAUAGUGGUCUCAAUGCAGUGAAGCAUAGCAAAAGGUCAUUUUAUGAACAUCUGACGAGAUGCCAGACGUGUCAUGAUUUGUACUGGAGGGAUGAAAAGCAUUGUAGGAUUUGCCACAUGACGUUUGAGGUUGAUUUCGAUCUUGAAGAGAAGUACGCGGUCCAUACAGCCACAUGUAAACUGAAAACAGAGAAUGAAAAUGUCUCUAGAUACAAAGUCUUGCCGUCAGUGCUUCAGACGUUGAAAGCUGCUGUACAUGCGAUUGAGUCAGUGAUGCCUGAAGGGGCUUUGGUGGGUGCUUGGACGAAGUCUGCUCAUAGGCUGUGGGUUAAACGGCUUAGACGUACCGCUUCAUUGACCGAGCUUCUGCAGGUCGUAACUGAUUUCGUCGCUGCAAUCAAUGAGGAUUGGCUGUGCCAAACCAGCGAUGCUCCCGGUUUCAACCCUUUCACGGAAGAAAUCGUGGCGUGUUUCUCAAGGUUGCCUCAGACUUCAUCUGCACUUGCCUUAUGGUUGGUGAAAUUGGAUGACUUGAUCUGGCAGCAUUCAGAAAAUGCUCAAUGUCAAGAGAAGGACGCAACAGCUAUAGUGAUCAGGUAGCAAACCACUCCCAAGUUACAGGGUCGAAUUUCGCGGCUGAAAAAUAUCAUACUAGUGUCAGGAACCCUCUGAUUUUGGGAUCUCACAGUGUUUCGUUCAUCUCAGCUUCCCUCAUACGUGUUCUUUUUUCCUGGCCAUAUCGGAAGCUUCCCCGCCUCCAAGAAAGGCGGCAAACUCACCUCAACUUUGUACAGAGCAGUGGCAUGAUUCCUUUGGGAAGAACUGCCACUCUAUUUGAAACUUCUUAUUUGCUGUACUUAGGAAAGUUUGAUUUACUACUAGUGCUUAGGAAGAUGUUAUACCAGAACCAGACGCUACUAGCUGAGUUAGAUGUAUACAUGUUUAGGGUGAUUUUUUGUAUAAAAUGGGAGGGUAAAGUUCGCUACUCUUUGAGAGAUUAUUGCAGCUAAUCUGAGGAAGCAAUCGAAAUUUUGCCGCUGUAGGUUUGUGAGCAGAAUAAAAAUCUUCGUUACCUGCUAUAAUACGUUCCGAAUUGCAGGUGUAUAUACAAUGUCAUAACUGUUGUCAAUUUGAUAUGUGUUUAGGUGAAAUGUAAUGUUUUUGUAAACAUUUUGUAAGUGUCGUUUUUAAGCUCUGAAUUAAACAUUAGUACAAAGAAUCCUGCUUUCUGAGAUGCACCUGAACCACAAGCUAUGUUU